This is a messenger RNA of Annulohypoxylon maeteangense, 4433 nucleotides long. Its product is annotated as ankyrin. The transcript is spliced from 3 exons. NCBI's taxonomy places the organism in Eukaryota, Fungi, Ascomycota, Sordariomycetes, Xylariales, Hypoxylaceae. Gene Ontology annotation, molecular function: protein binding. The record is from RefSeq and is a predicted model, not a curated record. The coding region runs from base 1 to 4308 and encodes 1435 amino acids.
AUGGAGUCUACGCAAAUCGUAGCGUCAAGUAGUAGAGUCGUGUCAGAGGAAGAGUGGGACGCAUGGAGGGACUUCAUCUUAGAUGAAUUUCUCGUCAAAGACCGUGGGCUCCAUGCAACUCUCAAGAGCUUGCAGCAGAGAAAUCCACAUGUGACACUCGCAAAAUUUCGGACUAAGCUUAAGCAAUGGGGAUUCUGCAAGAAACUAAGCUCUAAAGACUGGCGAUACAUCAACCAUGCGAUCCAAAAUAGGAAAUCCCAGGGCAAGGACUCGACUGUCGUUCUGUCUGGAAUUCGAUUUACCUCCGAGGGUGUAAAGAAGCAAACCAACCGCCACAAAUCCGUCUCUCUCUACAAUAAGUUAAAUCCACCACGAAGUCCAGAGCCACCUGACGAAGAUAUUCCCCUUUAUAUAUGCACCCCUCGAGCUACUUCUCCUGAUGUCGUUCCUUAUCGCGAAUGGCCCAGGAAGCUCCCAUGGAUUCAAUUCAACGAAUCCAUGCUUCCAGAGCUAUUGUCAAAAAUUCGGCUAUUACCAGAAGACGAUUCGGAAACGGGCAUCGCUGCACUCGAUCAUCAACAAAGGAAGUCGCGUAUAAAGCGUCGAACGAACAGGUCGGCAGCGUGGACUGCUUUCGAGAACCUUACACGGCGAAGUAUGGAGAUCGUGAUCGGUUCUGAAGAACUCUCUCAAGUCCUAAUUGCGGACAGGAGCAUCGACCGCAUCGCUGCCUACUUUAAUGAUGUCAUCCCGCCAACAUAUCUUGACGAGAAUGUUAGACGAGCCAUCGUAUUAUCUGGCGGAGGGCCGUAUGAAACACAAAAGGAAAUCUUGAAGAUCUUGAUAUUUUUAAUAUCUAACCAUCUGAUCAUGAACGAACCCUAUCGUUCACGCGAUACAUAUAUACGUGAUGCCCAAUCAUUCGUGGAUAUAUUUCGAUUUUCUGGACUAGCUACGCCGGCCAUGCUAUCAAAGAUUAUCGAGCUUUCACGCAACAGCCUUACUUUGAGAGCCGUACUUGAUGGGCUAUAUAAGGCAGCGGUCAAUUCACAAUCAUUCGAUCUCGUUAUGGAUUUACUUUCUAUUGAUGAUCAGAUUGAUCCUAACCGAACCGUUGCCUACCCGCACUUGGGUCUGCUAAAGGGAUUAACAUUGCUAGAAUAUAUGGUUGUGUGUGGUGCUAUCGACCAUUUCCGCAUCGAACAACUGACUCAAUCCGGUGUCAACAUCAAUGGAUACUAUACAGAAUGCCCGCCUCACGUAUAUGUCAUAUUUUCAACUCCUGACAUGGCUAUUCAAACUACGAAAUUACUAUUGGAGGCGUAUACAAGUAUGAAAGAUCGGAUAUCCGAUGGAUUACCUUUGAUUAUUGCGCGAGGCAAUUUCGACUUGAUCGAUCUUUUCUAUGAAGCUGGAGCAGACUUUACUUCAAUUACUGAUUCGUCUUCCUUUCUCGAUUUGAAUUUGAAAAUACGGAGAUGCAUCGGGCUUUCGGUAUCUUAUGAAAGUAUAUAUCGUAGAGAAUAUCCUCCUUUCAUUGACUGCUUAGGAGCGGCUGCUUCUUUUUCACUCAUACCUUUCCCUUGCAACACUGGGUUAAUGGCAUUAUUCGGCAAUAAAUGCAACCCUCGAGGCAAAGAAUUCUGGGGCAUAAACGUUGAUGGCCAGGAUACCGCUCUGAAGCUGGUGAAGCACAUUCUCCAGAUAUGUGGCCCUUGUUUCGAUAUUGACAACAAGCUCAAGUCAAACGCAAUGAUAUUCGCAGCGUUACAGGGACACACCAAGGUUGUAUCAUUCUUAUACGAGAGGGGAGCACAUGUUGAUGCACGGAAUGGUUUACUGUGUCCUGUAUGGGCUGCGGUCGACCAAAACCAAAUCGAAUGCUGUCGACUUCUUCUGAAGCUUGGGGGCUCUGCUCGCGCUGAUUACCGUCCUAUAAGAUGUUGCGACCGUGUUGUUCGGUCGGUCCUUCUAUCCCCAUUACAUGUCGCUGUGGCUCAUGGAUCGCGCGAAUUGGUAGACCUCCUCAUUAGAGGUGGGGCGGAUGUCAACCUCGCAUGUAUGGUGCCCGUUCGUUGGGCUGGGGAUAGUGGUUUCCAGAUUCUGAGAGGAGCGAUAGCCGAUUAUUUCAACGACGACCCGAAAAUAAAGAACCAUUGGGGUCAACGAUUUAGGUCUCCAUUUGCUUUUGCAAUGGAAAUUGGCUCUUGGGAAGUUGCAUUGCUUUUACUUGACUGGGGGGCUAUUUCUACAGAUUACGAUCUAAAGCGAGCAACAGAAGAAGGCCAGUCUCUUCUUAUAAGCAAACUUCUUGAAACUAGAGUACCUUAUACUGAGGAGGAUAUGGUGCAAUUUCAGGGCGUGCUCGAAACAUCUAUCCGCAAUGGACACGAAUCAAUCGCAUUGAAUAUUCUUGAGUCGGGAAUAUCAGCCAGGAAUUCCACCCUGAGUACUGCAUUACAAUACGGGCUAUAUCGCACUGUUAUGAAAUUGAUUAAAACUGGAAGCCGACUUUCUAGUCCGGAUUUUGCCGGUGCUUUCCGGAUUCCUGAUGUUUCGUGGGUACAGUCGCUUACACGAUGUCACUCGCCCGUUACUUUCAUUACGGUGCGAAGUAUAAAUGGAAGAAGCUUUCUAGAGAAUUCCAUACUGAGUGGCGAUGUAGACGUUAUCAGACUCGCGCUAUCUCUCGACGCUUUCUUCUACGAUUCGGGGGCAUUAUGCGCGGUAGUCGUUGCUGCUGUCCAGUCGUCGUCGCCUGGCAUACCUGAAGUUUUGACAGAAAUCAUUCGAAGGCGUGAACUUGUAGAUCAAUCAAAUGUAUUCUUUGACCAGAUAUUGGAGAAUACAGCUGUAUCUAUCGCCGUUCACCACGAAAGAAUCGACAUUAUUACGCAGCUUGGAAGAUUCGGAGAACGUACAAUUGAAGCCGCAGUGAUACCAAAAGAACACAUUUCCUUCAAUUCCCAAUAUUCGAACUAUCACAUCUAUACGCCCGAAGAUCACUCCUGCACUGUAACGGACGAAUGCUAUAUUCCUCUCUCUGUCUAUAAAGGAUGGAAUAAUUGGCACGACCCGAAAAGGGUAUAUAUCUCUCCUUUAUUACUAGCCAUUAAGAUCAAGUGCGAGCCUGCCGUCAAAGUACUUCUUGAUCUAGGAUAUAAACCCGACGCCCACGCCCUCAAGGCCGCCAUUUAUCAUCGUAUAUCACUAGACGUCACAAGGAGACUCGUACAAGAGUGUACGGAUUUAAACGCAACCGAAAUUCUUGAGCUGAGACACAGCUAUACGCCACUGCAUGUAGCUGCUUUAGAAGGGCAAAAGGAGGUGCUAAACGUCUUGCUGAAAAUAGGAGCCGAUCCAAAUGCCGGGUGUUGGGAAGACCGUGAAUUAGUACUUCAACGCCUUGUCGAAUAUAGACGGUUUGAUAUAUUCGAUAUCCUAUAUCAAUCAGGCAUCGAUAUCAAUGGUACACCUCCUGUUAGAGUAUAUAAGGAUACUCUACUACAAGAUGCUGCCGAAUACGGGCAUCUUGGUGCAAUUCAUCGCCUAAUUAGCUACAAUGCUGACAUAAACGCCCGAGGGUCGAUGCAGGGCGGAAGUACUGCCUUGGAGGUAGCGGUAAGAGGUGGUCGUCUUGAUACCGUUCAGCUCUUGCUCGAAUCAGGUGUCAAUACAGAGGGUUCCGGACAAGUCCAGUAUAUGUUGGCAGUACAUCGUGCAACAAUAUAUGGUUAUACGGCUAUUGCAGAACUUCUCAAAUCGCAUCGACAAUGGACGACAGAUGACUGGGGGAUUUAUCAUCAAGUAAAACGGUAUGGAUUGAGUGGCGGUAUGUUCAUUCGCCCAAGCGAGUAUACCGAAGAAGAGACACUAGAGGUAUUAAAAAUUAUAUCUGAAGAGUUGGAAUGCAGGCCCGGCAGAGUUGUUAUUCUUGGCCGUCACAAUAUUAUAGCCAAGACCCUACUUUCACGAUUUUCGAGCCAAGAUAAAAGAGAGUUGAUAACCAUCCUACAUGACCCAGCCGAUGGUAAUGAGGAUCAACUUCAAGAUACAGCCGCAUCUGCAGAUUUAGUUCAAAUUCCGCAAGACACGAUUGAAACCACGGAUACGCAGCUACCGGGGUGCAUCGAAGAAUCGGAUCUCGAACCAAAUACUAGCAUAUGUUUCAGCAAUACAGAAGGGCUGGGAGAGGACACUCACGGAGGUACCCACUGCGAGAUAGGAAUGGAUCCCGACAGAAGACAGCAGAUUUUGGAUGAUAUGGGAGGAUUGGGAGAUGCACCGGCGGAACCAAUGGUGUGGUAGUGGUACCGAUUAUAGGAAUACCAAGUAUUCAUAUAGGUGGUAGGUAGUAGGUAGCAUGUUAGAUUUCCCUCGUCCUGUAUACCUAAUAGGUACCAUCAUAAGAAUUGAUUUUAUUCGCGAACGAA